CAGAAAUACAUAAGGAUGGGAAUUAGCAAAUACCACUUGGAGUCUAAAAUGUCCACUGAAGGGCAAAGAGUUGAUGAUAGCCCAAGCACUAGUGGAGGCAGCUCUGAUGGAGAUCAACGUGAGGGAGUUCAGCAAGAGCAAGAAAGGGAGCAGGUUCAACCCAAGAAAAAGGAGGGCAAGAUCUCUAGCAAAACAGCUGCUAAACUAUCAACUAGUGCUAAAAGAAUUCAGAAAGAACUUGCAGAAAUUACAUUAGACCCUCCUCCAAACUGUAGUGCCGGACCCAAAGGCGACAACAUUUAUGAAUGGAGGUCAACUAUACUUGGGCCUCCAGGUUCUGUGUAUGAAGGGGGAGUUUUCUUCCUUGACAUUACCUUUUCACCAGACUAUCCUUUUAAACCACCUAAGGUUACAUUUCGGACAAGAAUCUAUCACUGUAAUAUUAACAGCCAAGGAGUGAUCUGCCUUGACAUUUUAAAGGACAACUGGAGUCCAGCAUUAACCAUUUCUAAAGUUCUUCUGUCCAUCUGCUCACUUCUUACAGACUGCAACCCUGCUGACCCUCUGGUUGGAAGUAUUGCCACUCAGUAUAUGACUAACAGAGCAGAACAUGACAGAAUGGCCAGACAGUGGACCAAGAGAUAUGCUACAUAGGAAUCUACCAUAGAACAUGCUGGACCUGUGCAAGCACAUUCACUAAGUGCAUCAAUAGCCCUUCCCUUCCCUUCGUUCUUAUUUUUUAUUAAAUUUUGAACAAUUUUGUGACAAAAGGUUUUCCUUCCUUUCUUCCUGUUUUAUUUUUAUUUGUUUUUGUUUGUUUGGUUUGGUUUUUCAUUUUUGUUAACUUGAAAGUUGCUUCCCUCAAAUGUAGACAGGGAAUUUUGGUUAUCAGUGCAAAGAAUGUUGGAUCUGUAAUAGUAUAGCGCUUUGUCACAAAGCUUUGUAUUGAUGUGUGGUUUUUUUUCCUUUCAUGUGGUCUUGGGGAAAACAAAUAAAUUCAGAAUUAUAUCUUGUUUCUACUUAAAUGUAGUGUUUAGGGUUAUUUUUUUGUACUGAAGUCUUUAAUGGUGGGUGCAUGCUACUGGGAACAAGUUUUGUACAAAAGCUUAAAAUCAAGAAUCACUGUGCAUUACUAAGACUGUGUUUAUCACUAGCCUUCUGUUUCCCACACAAAAGGCUAUUGGGUUGAACAAAACAAUAUGUAUUUUGAUUUACUUUAAAAAAAGUGCUUGUAAAUUUCUUAGGGACCUGCCACUUUUGACUGUGGAUCAGUUGAUGUACACUUGUAUUAUUAAAGCACUCAAUAAAACACUGUGGCUGAUAAAUGCACUUUUUGUAAGACAGUGCUUUUGCUUUUUGUAGAGUGUAAAGGGAAUAGCUGUGCAUGCAAUUAUACUUGCAUAAUACCACUGCAACUUAAGCCAUUCUGUUUAGUCCUGAACUUUUAAUUUAUCCUUGACAAUAAGUGUCUUAACAUGCAGAAUUUCUCAAUAAGUUCAAACUUCAAUAUAAGCGUUUUUAAAUACAUUUAAAAAGCUACCCUGUUACAUCGUGGUGCCCAGCUACCCUGAAACCUCCUAUAACUCUUCUUUUCUAUAUCCAUCUUGUUUUAAUAGUUGGAGCAGCUGGUUACAAAAAUAGCCCCACC
Pelodiscus sinensis (Chinese soft-shelled turtle) is the source of this 1648-nucleotide messenger RNA. The record is from RefSeq and is a predicted model, not a curated record. NCBI's taxonomy places the organism in Eukaryota, Metazoa, Chordata, Testudines, Trionychidae.